AUGUUCUUAAGUGAUGAAUCACUCACAGACACAGAACUAGCAAGUCAGUCGUUUGUCAACACGUUGGCUCUAGAACACUUGUACACGGGCGAUGUGAUGCACAGCAUACAGCCAUUAGAAACACUGCUCCAUCGUCAUCCGAUCACUUUCUCUACGUCACGCGCAUUGGGUGCCAACCUCCUUGCCCUUCAAGCUAUUGGGACAAAAGAUGUUCAAGAAGAGAAGCAGAAUGUUGUUAGGCAGCUGGUGCAAUGGGCGGCCGAGGAUCCUACCUGUGUUGACCCCGGCAUGUCGAUCUAUUUUGUAUCGUUUGUGAGUUCGGUUUUGUUGUUUGUGGCUGUACUUUUAUCCUACUGGCAACGUGAACGUUUAUGGUCCCUUUUAUCGCAAUCGACGCAGACGCGCAUUCUUACCUGGCUGGAGUAUCUGCAUCUGCGUGGAGGCGGCGUAUACAGCCGGCUGACCGUAUUUGACUGGCACGCAGCACGAAAUGCAGGCCUUUCUAGCGAUAUGUUUGAUAUCGAAGCAAAUAUUCUCGAAGGUGAUUCACGCGUAGGACUAGACGAAGCGGGGAUGCAAGAAGUGCAUCAAAUGAUGCAACAGUUUGGCAUCUCCUUUGACGAAGCGAGGCUUCGCAGGCAUCGAGCUAUGCUACAGAAGUAUAACAUCGAUCCACAAACGGGCAUGCCAUUAGAUGCCAAGGCUAUCACACGUUUGUAA
Messenger RNA from Malassezia pachydermatis, 720 nucleotides. RefSeq lists its product as hypothetical. The record is from RefSeq and is a predicted model, not a curated record. Lineage: Eukaryota; Fungi; Basidiomycota; Malasseziomycetes; Malasseziales; Malasseziaceae. Bases 1 to 720 code for a protein of 239 amino acids. The transcript has 5 exons.